AUUAGCGUUAUCUUAACACUUCCGCUUCCUGUUGUUUGUCUUUGACUUUGUUGACUAAAAUUAUGUGAAAAUACAGAAUGUGUAUAACCAUAGACGUUGAUGAAGAUGGAAGGGAGAAGCUUGGUUUGGCAGGGACGGCCCUUGGUGGAAUAUUGGCAUUCUUUGGUUUUAUUCUAAUGAUUUUAGCGGGAUUUAUCAAAAUAAACAUUGACGAUAAGUUAGUGUUGAUGAAAGGAUAUGAUCCCGAUGUGCUACCGUCAUUCUUGCUCACUGUCGGAAUAAUCAUGUUUGUGACAAAUUUGGUCAUGGCAAAAGUUUGUUAUGAUAGUGGUUAUCCAGAAACUAGAGGGCGAUUCCAAAAUCUACUCAUUUUAUUUCUGCUGUAUCUCUUUGUUAUUAUAUGGUUUAUUUUUGCUGCUUCGAUGUUGUGUUUUUCACAUAGCGGUGAAAUCAAAGAUUCUUUGAAGGAAGGAAUAACUAAAAUGAUGAGUGUUUAUCAUAACGAUCAGAAGGCGAAACUUUUAAUCGACAGAUUGCAACUGGACUAUCAUUGUUGUGGUAGUAUAAAUCACGAAGACUGGGAAAAAAUUGGAUGGAUGAACAUGAAAUAUAUUAAUGUUAACAAUCCAGAAACAAAAAAAACAUUAAUUGAAGGAAAAGUGGUCACAGACAGUGUACCUUUUAGCUGUUGUGACUAUUUAUCACCAAGACCCUGCAUUCAUCACGAUAUAAGAGACAACAAUCUGCAUAUAAAAAAUGCAAAUACUUUGUCAAAGAGAGGCUGUACACAUAUAUUGAUGAAUUACUUUGAUAAUGUUGUCCUCCUGCCCUCUGGAUAUGCAAUUCUGAUGGCCUUCUUUAUACAGAUUAUAAUGAUGGUUUUGUUAAGACUCAUGCAGACAUCUAUCGGUAAUGCUUGUGAGCAGGAGGAUCCAGUGGGUAUAGGCAUUGCUUACAUUAUACCAGAGUGUCCAUGUGCAAUGUGUAAGACAGGAGAUCCAAUGAAAUAUGUCAAGCACGUUAAAAAGAAGGUAAAAAAGAAAAUUAAAGGUAAAGAAGAUGACGAUAAAGCUGAAGAGGAUAAUGACAGUGGUGAUUUUGACGACGUAGGAGAUGCUGGUGGUAGUGAAAAGAAAAAGAAAGACAAAAAAAAGACAAAGAAAGAAAAAGAAAAGAAAAAUGACCAAGAAGAGGAUGAUGAUAUUGGAGAUGAUGAUGACGAUGGAGGCGGUGGUGGUAUUUUCAAGAAAAAGAAAGACACAAAAAAGAAAAAGAAAGAUAAGCAAGAAGAGGAUGACGAUGAUGGAGACAAAAAAAAGGAAGACAAACAGAAGAAAAAGGAUGAGAAAAAGGCACAGAAAGUUAAGGCAAAAAAAGAAAAGAAGGAAAAGAACGAUAAAGAAAAAGGAAAUAAAAUGUCGUCAAAGUUUUCCAAAAAAAAGGCUGCCCCCAAAAUGGCGUCUUCCAAAAAAGACAAAUCUCCGAAAAGCAAGAAAAAAUCUUUGAAAAGUACAAAAAAGUCUCCAAGAAGCAUGAAAAAGAAAUAAAAAAAGUGAAAAAUCAUCCCCAUUGACAUUAUCUUUGGAACAUGACAGAUGAUUCAACAAAUUAUGUUUAAAAAAGAAAACACCUUAUAAAUGUAUUUCC
Molecule: messenger RNA, 1647 nt
Organism: Mytilus trossulus (common blue mussel)
Lineage: Eukaryota; Metazoa; Mollusca; Bivalvia; Mytilida; Mytilidae
Product: peripherin-2-like
Exons: 4
Coding region: 78-1547 (489 amino acids)
Biological process (GO): visual perception
Cellular component (GO): plasma membrane
Source: RefSeq, a predicted model, not a curated record